Messenger RNA from Trichomonas vaginalis G3, 453 nucleotides. Its product is annotated as protein of unknown function, DUF4106 family. NCBI's taxonomy places the organism in Eukaryota, Parabasalia, Trichomonadida, Trichomonadidae. The record is from RefSeq and is a predicted model, not a curated record. The transcript has a single exon. The coding region runs from base 1 to 453 and encodes 150 amino acids.
AUGUUCCUUGACAAAAUAAAACCAACUACAGAAAUAAACGACGCAAGACUGAAAGAUUGGGUAAAAGCUUUCCCAUUCACAAAAGAUAUAGUUGGUAACAUGGAAAGAAAACCAGAAUGGCUACAAAAACAUAUAUUUGGAAACGAGCUUAUUCCAUAUGGACAGGCACUGUUUGAAGAGCUUGAACCGGAAACUCAGGAAAGAGUCAUGCAAACAAUACGCGAAGACUCAAAUACAGACUAUGACAAACUCUUUCUAGGAUAUAGGUUACCUGAGAUGGGCGACCAGAGCCAAAAGGCAAAAAGGACAUGGGAAAUUUGCAACAUACUAGAUGAACAUAAUGCAAAGAUGCAACAACUUCAAGCAGAGGGCAAUGAAGGAAAAAGAAGAGUUAAAAACUCAGUCAGGAAGAAAGUAAAGCUUGGUCCACGUGGGUUCUAUUAUGACAUAUAA